UGAAAGAGGUCGCAGUUCACCAAAUAGCUCGCAACAUUAAUCUUCUGAAAAUAUAUAUUUCGGCUUUUGGUGUGAUUUAUAUCCAGUUCUGUAGCAAGAUAUUUUCGGAAUGACGUAAUUCGUUACAGCUCCAUUGGCUUAGCUCACCUUUCCUGUGGUGCAAUACAGUCCAGCCAUGGAUAAGAUUUUGGAAGCGCUGGUCAGCUCCUCCCAUCCUCUGACGGUCAAACGGGCUAUUGUGAAAAAAGUCAUGGAGGCUGCAGAAAAGGAAGUGACCGAGGAGCAGUGCCAGGCCUUGUACCAUCUCACCACCCGCCUUAUUCUCCUGGGCGAGGAUGCUUUUCAGCGACAGGUUGGCCUCCAAGUGCAAGAAGCGUACGCACGUUACCAUCGCGAUGAGUUUGCCCGCUUCUUCAGCAAGGAAUACGUACUUGUUCUCCUACAGCAGGGCUAUGGCUCUUUGGACCGCAGAGACCCUGCCAUCUUGGACUUUCUACACGGUUCCCUCCGACUGCUCAUCAGCUGCCCGGCUGUGUUGGAGUUGGCACCAUUGCUUCAGACGGAGGUCCUACGCAUCAUCUGUGAACGGCCAGAACCAGCAACUUGUGCCAAGCUGGCCACCAUACUGACAGACUUCCCUCAGUGCGUCCCUCGAGAGAAGGCUGGAGUUCUUUUCUGUCAGCAGCUUGUGCGCACCUUUGCGUAUUUCCACUGUCCUGCCACUGAAGAGCGGGAGUUGCGGGAGUAUGUGACUCAGGUGACCAGGGUGAGUGUGCUGCUGCAGGGCGUCUGGAAGGCCGAGCCGGCCACGCUGCUACCGUCACUGCAGGAGGUGUUUGCCAUCAUCUCAUCCACAGACCCUUCAUUUGAACCCUCCAUUGCUCUAGCAUGCCUGGUCCAGCACAUCCCUCUGCAAAUGAUCACAGUCCUCAUCAAAAGCCUCACCACUGACCAGAAUGUUAAAGAUGCCAGUAUGACACAAGCACUCUGCAGGAUGAUUGACUGGUUGUCCUGGCCUCUAGCCAAUCAUGUGGACACUUGGGUCAUUGCUUUAUUAAAGGGACUUGCUGCUGUUCAAAAGUUUACCAUCCUCAUAGAUGUCACACUGAUCAAAAUUGAACAGGUCUUUAAUCGUCUUUGGUAUCCUAUUGUGAGACAGGGAGCGCUGGUGGUUCUUUCACAUAUGCUGCUUAGUUUCCAGCACUCUCCUGAAUAGGAACUACCUAAACCUAAUGAGGAGAAGAUCAAAUUUGUUCUGAACCAAAGUGCCUGGACCUCUCAGUCAAAUUCAUUUGCCUCAGGCCUGCUUAAGAUCACAGGAAAAUCAGAAACGGGGAAGACGGGACUUGUGAAUCUGGGCAACACCUGCUACAUGAACAGCAUCAUCCAAAUUUUAUUUAUGGCUACAGAUUUCAGACGGCAUGUUAUGUCUCUGCAUUUGAAUGGCAGCAAUACCCUCAUGAAGAAGCUCCAGCUUCUAUUUGCCUUCUUGGCUCACACACAGAGAGCAGCAUAUUCUCCAAGGAGUUUUUUGGAGGUUUCUCGGCCACCAUGGUUUACAGCUGGAUCCCAGCAGGACUGCUCAGAGUAUUUGCGCUUUCUGCUGGACAGGUUGCAUGAAGAAGAGAAGACUCUUUCAGCCCUUCAGGUGACCAGCCCAAAACCUGAACCUGCAAACACUUCUGCUGAAACUCUUCAAGCUGCUGCAAGUCAGCCGGUCGCUGAUAUGCCAUCACAUCCAGAUCCUGUGGCAGCCAAUGGAGAUGGUCGCACUCUAGUGGAGCGUAUGUUUGGUGGUCGACUCUCUACAGCCAUCCGCUGCCUGCAGUGCCACAGCCUGUCAGAAAAAGAGGAGCCAUUUACAGACCUCUCUCUUGCCUUCUGCCCCUCGAUGUCCAAGUGCCACGGUCCCACCGAUGAGCACAAAAGCUCCUCCUCUGUGGGACCCUGCCAAGGGGCGGUGAAUGGAGGCAGUGAAUCCUCAGAGGGCUCAGUAAAAGAAGGUGCAGGAACUAGGAUGGAGAGGCCGGUGGUGGAGCCCACACUGUCUGCACCAGAUUUAGUUGACUACUUCCUGGCUCCAGAAAUCCUAGAGAAUGAGAACUGCUACUUCUGUGAACGCUGCGCCUCACUGCAGCGGGCCAAGAAGGUCAUGCAGGUGGUGGUGGCACCUGAGUACCUCAUUCUGACUCUGCUGCGCUUCUCGUACGAUGCCACCUGCCACGUCCGCCGCAAGAUCCUGGACAAUGUAGGCAUUCCGCUGCACAUGAGCCUACCUUUACGCCAACACGGUAUCUCCGCUUCAUCAUCCUCCUCAACUGCAGCUACAUCUUCCUCAUCUGACUCCCCCGACAGUGGUGAGAAUCUAGCUAAGAAGCUCAAGCCUUCUCAAAAGGAGGAUGGGAUGGUGGAAAACAGAAUAAAUAGUGAGACAAAUGACAGCGAUUCGGAGAUGCUGUCAGUGCCGUAUGUUUUGAGUUCUGUUGUAGUGCAUUCUGGGAUGUCCUCCGAGAGCGGUCACUACUACUCGUAUGGAAGGAAUGUGAGUAGCACUGAUGGUUAUGUAGCUCACCCAUGUCCUAAGACCCUGGAAAGCUCCAGCCUAUCAGAGAGCUCGACAGCCACACAGGAGGAAAUGGGAUGCGCUGAGCACAAGUCCAUGGACUGGUUCUUGUUUAAUGACAACCGAGUGUCUUUUACAAACUUUGAAUCAUUGCAGAAUGUCACCAGUCGCUUCCCUAAGGACACAGCCUAUGUCCUGAUCUACAGGAAACAAGAGGUCAGUGGACAACCAAGCAAUUCAGGGCCAGUUGUAAAUGGCUCAAGACUGAGUGGAGAGCCACCCCUGCAGAAAGAGCUGAUGGAUGCCAUUACCAAAGACAACAAACUCUUCCUACAGGAGCAGGAGCUGAAUGCCAGAGCUCGGGCUCUUCAAGCAACCUCUGCUUCUUGCUCAUUCCGACCCAAUGGUUCUGAUGACAAUGAUCCCCCUGGCAGCUGUGGACCCUCAGGUGGGGGUGGAGGAGGGGGCUUCAAUACCAUCAGCAGACUCGUCUUCUAAGGAAGAGUCACAGACAUACUCGGAGCACUGGACAGUCCCACUGACAACACCGGACUCCAUUUGUUUUGCCCUAAUUGCCCACAAUGUGGAUAAGUGUGCCACCUCAGAACAGAUGUCUUCAUUUUUCUGGUUUGCGUGCUUUUUCCCAUUUACAUUGACGUUCAUUUACAUUGACGUUCAUUUGAAAUUAAUUGAAGCACUUUGAGUACUAUAGGUCAGAAUGGGCAUGCAAUAAAUUUGUACAGAAUACAGUAAUAAUUACGUUCUCAUCCUGGAAUCUUAAUUGUUUCAGUUUCUAAACCGAAAUCAUUAGACAGAGAAUGGUUUUAAAAAUUCAAGCAAAUAUUUUUGGACCAUACGAUACAGUGAACUACUUGCAUGAAUAUUUUAAUUGGAAGUUUUUCAACUUCUGGUUUGAGGAUUACUGUUAUAUCUGUUUUGUCAAUUAUUUAAUUACAAUUAAGUUAUUUUAUUCAU
Molecule: messenger RNA, 3538 nt
Organism: Sinocyclocheilus rhinocerous
Lineage: Eukaryota; Metazoa; Chordata; Actinopteri; Cypriniformes; Cyprinidae
Product: ubiquitin carboxyl-terminal hydrolase 38-like
Exons: 10
Biological process (GO): protein deubiquitination; ubiquitin-dependent protein catabolic process
Cellular component (GO): cytosol; nucleus
Molecular function (GO): cysteine-type deubiquitinase activity
Source: RefSeq, a predicted model, not a curated record